This is a messenger RNA of Lemur catta (Ring-tailed lemur), 4483 nucleotides long. RefSeq names its product polycomb group ring finger 2 (gene PCGF2). Gene Ontology annotation, biological process: negative regulation of transcription by RNA polymerase II. The record is from RefSeq and is a predicted model, not a curated record. NCBI's taxonomy places the organism in Eukaryota, Metazoa, Chordata, Mammalia, Primates, Lemuridae. Gene Ontology annotation, cellular component: PRC1 complex. Bases 2006 to 3205 code for a protein of 399 amino acids. Gene Ontology annotation, molecular function: promoter-specific chromatin binding. The transcript is spliced from 11 exons.
CCCUUUUCUGCUCCUUACGAUCUGUCUCUCCCACUCUUUCCCAAGUUCUUCCCAUCUCUCAGCCUGUUCCCUAAAGCGAUGACAGCUGGACUCCCAGCCACCCCUCACCCCUUUCCCCUCACCUUCCCACAACACACCAGCCAGUUGUAGCUGGGGACGAACUGGGUAUCAGGAAUGGGGGGCCCUCCCAGUCCUCCUGGGGAUGGGAGAUGGGGAGAGGGUGCUCUGGGGAAACAGAGCUCCUGUUUACAUUGCUCUUGGCACCUGCUGGCAGGGCCCUGCAGGUAACCAUGGCAAUCGAUGAGGAACCAAUCAGUGCUUCUCCCUACCCCCAGCCCCAGAGGUAACAUUUUGAGGCCCAUGGGGAUGGGGGGGCAGGGAGUGUGGCAAGGGCUCAUUUCUUAAACAGAAGAAGGAGGAGCAUUUGAUUGAAUAAGCGAGUCCCUUGCCCUCCUGUCCAGAAAGGGGCCUGAGGGAUAGGCUUGGUCUGAAUUCUCCCAAAUGGGGGAAGGGAGUGGCCAUUUGCACUGUGGGGCUCCUCUGUGUGUGUGUGUGUGUGUGUGUGUGUGUUUCUUAAAGUCGGUUUUGCAAACACAGUGAAUGUGAAUGAGGCGGCUAAGGCAGUGUGAAGAGCCUGCGCGUGCGUGUGUGCACACGUGUGUAUGAGAGAGGAGAGGGAGGUGAGAUCGACCCCCAGCAUGUUUUGUCUCUGGCCGUUCACGCACACAUAGAUGCAUCUGGACACAGACACGGGACAAGCAGUCACAGGAAGUACCUUUGGAGACCCAGACGGCACGUACACACACGAUGGAUAUUACACACAAUCAGAGACAGCCACUUGGAUUGUUCUCUCCUCUGGAUGGUUGUAAUAAUAUUUGGGCAUCUUGCCAGGGACAGGGUUACUAUGGAAACGACCAAACAGUGGAGUAGCCGGCAGCCUUCUGCGUAAUUGUGAAGAGGGGACCUGUGCAGGGAGUGCUGGCUGAGGCCACCCUGUAUGGGGUGGGAACCCCUUUCAUCCUUAGGUUUCAGGGGCCGCUGCCUCUCCACUGGGUCUCUGGGCUUGCUGUGGGGCCGGCUUGUUCCCCUCUGUCUGCCCUGCAACGUAGUCUCUCCCCCACGUGUUGCUUUUGUGUCUCUCGGUCUCUUUCGGUCUCUGGCCAGGUUCCCUGGGCCUCUGUUGGCUGUUUGGGUCCCGGCCAGACUCAUCCUGGGGUCUCUAUAGAAACUGCUGAUCCCGGCUGUGAAUUUCUUGUCCUAGAAAACCCAGUGUGGUGGCUUUAGAAAUCUUUCUGGAAAGGAGAGAAGGGUAUGAGUAUGUUGUAAAGGAGCUGUUGGGGCUUGGCCACCCUCCCAAGCCCCACCCCUGGACUUUUACUCUGGGAAAGAGGAGGGAGGGAGGGGCCGACCCUUCUAAGUGAGGGUUUGAUUUCUAUACCAAGAAGUAAGCACAGUGGCCAGUCCAGAGCCGGACUUUGACCUCGCUGGACCCUGCCAGGCUGGUGGGGUGCUUGGGUGGGCUGGGGACAGAAAGAGCUGGACUUUGACUGACCUCACCAGACCCUGCCAGGCUUGGGUGGGCUGGGGACAGAAAACUUUCUGCCCAGCUCUGGCAGACAUCCAUGAGAACCUGUGGUUUGUUACUGGACAGCCUGUGAACAGGUGGCAGACAUGUCACCAGAGUGGGAGGCGGUGGGAGGGUAGCACUGCCCACAUGGGGAAAUUCGUGCAUGUGCAGGAAAGGGAGGUCAUGGACCACAGUGUGCUGGUGGGCACUUGGCGAGGGGGCUGUCUGUCAGGGGCAUGGUGGCAGGAAUUCCUGUGGCAGGGACAGUAGUCUUUUUGCCUAAGCUCUUUGACCGCCUUUACCUGCAGAGUCCAGGGCUGGGCCUGGGGUCGGGCUGGCGCUGCGUAUUCCCAGCUUCUUGCAUGUGAGGACCUUCAGUGUUCCCUGCCUGAGUCCCGGGCCUGGAAGCUGGAUGGUGCCGCCUUCAAACUUAGGGCCAUGGUGUCUCCAGGGAAGGCUUCCUGGGGGAGUUGGCGACGCUCCCCAGUCCCCCCACCCCCUGACCCCGGCAUCAUGCAUCGGACCACACGGAUCAAAAUCACAGAGCUGAACCCUCACCUCAUGUGUGCCCUCUGUGGGGGGUACUUCAUUGAUGCCACCACCAUCGUGGAGUGCUUGCAUUCCUUCUGCAAAACCUGCAUCGUGCGCUACCUGGAGACCAACAAGUACUGCCCCAUGUGUGACGUGCAGGUCCAUAAAACCCGCCCACUGCUGAGCAUCAGCCAAGGCGGCAGGAGUGGCAGAGCACGGGUGUGGACCCAGGCCCCUCCCCUCCCUCCGGUUGCACCCAGCUUGCCGUGGGCUAAGAGAUCUGACAAAACCCUCCAAGAUAUUGUCUACAAAUUGGUCCCUGGGCUUUUUAAAGAUGAGAUGAAACGGCGACGGGAUUUCUAUGCAGCCUACCCCCUGACGGAGGUCCCCAACGGCUCCAAUGAGGACCGCGGUGAGGUCCUAGAGCAGGAGAAGGGGGCUCUGAGCGAUGACGAGAUUGUCAGCCUCUCCAUCGAGUUCUACGAAGGUGCCAGGGACCGGGAGGAGAAGAAGGGCCCCCUGGAGAAUGGGGAUGGGGACAAGGAGAAGCAGACAGGGGUGCGCUUCCUGCGGUGCCCGGCAGCCAUGACCGUCAUGCAUCUUGCCAAGUUUCUUCGCAACAAGAUGGAUGUGCCCAGCAAGUACAAGGUGGAGGUUCUGUACGAGGAUGAGCCACUAAAGGAGUACUACACCCUCAUGGACAUCGCCUACAUCUACCCCUGGCGGCGGAACGGGCCUCUCCCCCUUAAGUACCGUGUCCAGCCAGCCUGCAAGCGGCUCACCUUGCCCACAGUGCCCACUCCUUCCGAGGGCACCAACACCAGCGGGGCGUCCGAGUGUGAGUCUGUCAGCGACAAGGCUCCCAGCCCUGCCACCCUGCCGGCCACCUCCUCCUCCCUGCCCAGCCCAGCCACCCCCUCCCAUGGCUCUCCCAGCUCCCAUGGGCCACCCACCACCCACCCUACCUCCCCCACUCCCCCUUCGACAGCCAGUGGGGCCACCACAGCUGCCAACGGGGGUACCUCGAACUGCCUGCAGACGCCAUCCUCCACCAGCAGGGGGCGCAAGAUGACUGUCAACGGCGCGCCCGUGCCCCCCUUAACUUGAGGAAAGGGACCCUGGGCCUCAUUUCCAGCCAUGCCUCUCCACUCCCUCCACUUUUUCUGGGCCCUUUUUUUCCACCUCUUCUACUUGCCCCAACACCUCCCACCUUGGGGGUGGGGGGCGGGUUUUAUAAAUAAAUCUAUAUAUAUAUGUACAUAGGAAAAACCAAAUAUACAUACUUAUUUUCUAUGGACCAACCAGAUUAAUUUAAAUGCCACAGAAAACAAACUUUAUGUGUGUGUGUAUGUGUGAGGGAUGGGGUGUUCAUUUUUAGGGGGUCUUGUGUAAUUUGCUCUGCUCUCUUUUGGGGGGCACCUGGAGGUAGACUGGAGGGGUCAUGUGAGGCCCAGUAAAGUUCUGCCCCCCCCCCCCGUUUCCCAAGGCAGAUGGGAUGUUGGGGGCCCACCAGCCCCCAAAGCUUUAGGCACAAUUCUGACUGGCUGCGUGUAGGGGUGCACCCUGUUCUCUACCCGUAUCGGCUGCUAUCCUGCCCCUGAGCAGUGCCCCCCGUCGUCGAAUGUCCAGAGAAUUGCUCAGACAGUGCCUUUUACCAGUGCAGCUUACCCCCUGGUCCCGAGGGGUGCGCGGGCUGCAGGGAUGGCAUCUCCCUCGCUGCCUCCUCUUGCAGUGGCAACUUUGUGCAAAGAAUAGAUAGUUCUGCCUCUUUUUUUCUCUCUCCUGUGUGUGUGGUCCUUCUUUCAUCAUUUAUCUUGUGGAAGAUUUCAGGCCACAGGAGGCCUCAGCCCCUGAAAUGCCGCUGUGGCUUUAGUAUUGUGAACCGCUUCACCCGCUCCUGCCCCCUGCCCUCACCCAGGAACGCUCACUAGCAGGACUUAGGGCUAUGGGUGGAGGGGGCGGGGUGGGGUUAACCUCGGACAAGCACAGACCCCAGAUUUUGCCACAGGCAAACAGCCCUCCAGGUCCCUCUCCACCCCCUGCUAAGGCCCAGGCAGGACAGAGCAAUGGUGGCAUCUAAAAGCACAAGAUGGCAGCUCUGACCCCGGCCCCACUCCGGAGAGGUCAAUGGACCACCUCCACAGGGACAGGCCCCAGCGGAUCACUGCCCACCUUGUUUCUUCAAAUGUACAUAGCUCUGGAGGUGAGGGGGCAGGAGUGGAGAGUCUAUCACAACCUAGGUGUGUGGGUCGGGACACCCCCCCCCUUCCAUGGGUUUGUGUGUGUUUGCACCUUGUCGUGUGUCUGAGGUCCUGUGACUGUACCCUCCUGCCCUGGGACAUUUGUAUCUCUUGGCUUUGUAAUAAAUGCUGCAUACUCUCUGGA